Sinocyclocheilus anshuiensis is the source of this 783-nucleotide messenger RNA. It is a transcript of the gene rbpms, whose product is annotated as RNA binding protein, mRNA processing factor. Gene Ontology annotation, molecular function: RNA binding. The record is from RefSeq and is a predicted model, not a curated record. Lineage: Eukaryota; Metazoa; Chordata; Actinopteri; Cypriniformes; Cyprinidae. The transcript is spliced from 8 exons. The coding region runs from base 5 to 577 and encodes 190 amino acids.
GCUCAUGCUUAUAAUUGCAUUCUUCUGCUCCAGAAUGAACAACAGCAGCAGCCCAGGAGAACAGGUCAGGACUCUGUUUGUCAGUGGCUUGCCGCUGGACAUCAAACCCAGAGAGCUUUACCUGUUAUUCAGGCCUUUUCAGGGUUACGAAGGGUCCUUAAUCAAAUUUACCUCCAAACAGCUGGUGGGGUUUGUGAGUUUUGACAGUCGCUCAGAAGCGGAGACUGCUAAGAACGCCCUGAACGGCGUUCGCUUUGACCCAGAUAUUCCCCAGACUUUACGGCUGGAGUUUGCUAAAGCCAACACCAAGAUGGCCAAGAACAAACUAGUAGGAAUUCCAAACCCUUCGGCAUCCAGACAGAGUCCUGCACCUCUCUGUGUCAGUCGAGAGCCCUAUGAGUUGAGCGUUCCUGCGCUGUACGCCAGCAGUCCUGAGGUGUGGGCUUCAUACCCGCUGUACCCCGCUGAGCUGCCUCCACCGGCAUACGCCUACAGCUCCUCGCUGCACGCUCAGAUUCGCUGGCUGCCGACCGCAGACGCAACCAAUCAGGGCUGGAAGAGCCGACAGUUCUGUUGACGUCUGUGUUCUGCAGGUGCGGCAGCAACACAGACGACAUUCUUAUCUUUUCUGUCUUUCUCCGUUCAUCUGUAUUACUCUCCCAUCUGUCUUCUGCCAGAUACAGAUACGUGAAACCAGAAACAAGAAGUGAGUUAUGUAAGUGAUAACAUUCAAUCAGCUGGGAGGUCAUGAAAUGAGAACAGCGAUGUAGGAAAUAAUAGUCA